CAGCUCGACAGACUGCAUCUCCCUCUGCCACCCGCCCUGGGGCUCUGCGAUUUCACACUCGGGCAGCUGCUCUACGCCAAGCCAUGCAGGAGCGCUCGGCCAUGGCCUCCCCAGGAAAAGCAGACGGCGGUGCCUCCUGCCUCUCCUCCCAUUGCUUUGACCUGCUAACCAAAUCCUGCGUGAUAUGCUCCGAGCUGUUCGGGGACAACUCAACAAAGCCCGCCCCUGGAGUGCCCAGCUCAGACACACUGCCCACCGUCCCCUCCAUGCACCUGCCCAGCAGGCUUCUGAUCUUUGGGGUCCCUGCAUUGGUGGGACUUCUCCUGGCCUUGGCUGCCCUCUGGGGCUUCCUUGCCUGCAAGCUGGGGAAACGGAGGAGGAAGAGGAGGAAGACGGAGCAGGAGGUUGAAGACGGAGCACGAGAAAGCCUGGGUGAUGCCGGCCCCCUGCCCAGCUCCAGCUGCUUGGAUGUCAGUACUCCAGAGGGGAACGCCAACCCAGCACAAGGCCCCUGCCCACACCGCAAUGGAGGUCUGAGGAUGCCCAGGAGGGAUGGAGCGAAACGGCGGCCGUGCUGCCAGGGUGAUGCUAAGGGUGAUGUGGUGCUGCUGGCCACUACCUGGCCCCACCAUAAGGAGCAUGGCCACGGCUUCCCGCUGCCGGCCACCGAACUGGGAGCCACUGCCUUGGUCACCACCAAAACCACCCAGGAAUGCAUGGGUGAGGAGAGACUGUGACAGCCAGAGCCCUUCCCUAGGGGACAAAAUCUUGCACGGACAUAAGCUGCACCAGAACUGGGUUUCGCAUUUUAUGUUUCCCCAUUUGUAUGGAGUCCCAGCCAUGCCUGCAGUCACUAGAGGAAGCCCAAGGAUUCAUGCUGUGUUACCAAAAGCUGCUGAGCUAUGGAACUGGGGAGUCCAGAUGGGUCUGCUGCUGGAUGGGACACUUCUAGGGACACGGGGCUGGAAGAUCAGCAAGAGGGGAAGCAGGGAGUUCCUUUAGGACCGAACCCCAUCAACAUUAGCUCGAUGAUUGCUACUGACCAAUGGCUUGGGGCCUUAUGGAGAAAAGCUCAUCCAGCAUCUUCUCUAUGCACAGUUUUGCUUCUCCUGUCCCCUUCAUGCUGUGACAUCUAUAUCCCUGCUCCCUUUAGGCAUUGUUAUUUGGUGGCAGGCACCCGUGGGCAGUCAGGGGAACUCCCUCUGCAUCUUGAAUGCCCAGGGAAUGGGAAACAAUUCAUCUUUUUGAUCAGGGAGCAAGGGAAAGAAUCGUGGAAAUCUGUCUUUGCUCUGAGCAAUGGUAACUGAAGUCAGCGAGAACCAGAGGCAGGCAAUGGAGACUGCUGGUUGGGAGGAGCACUGGCUGCAGGAGCUUGUCAUGAUGGCCCCAGACAACCAUCGCUUCAGCUCACAGUGGCUGCAAAAAUACUGCAUGUCACUUGCGGUGACAGGACUCACAGUGAUGGAUGUACCCAUGCUGCACACAACCAGGCAGGGAGUGAUGCGAGCGUGGGAGGGAUGACUUAAUUUAUGUGUGUGUCUUCAGGGGGUUGCUAUGCGUGAGAAUUGACCAGCAGUGCCAGUCCAAGGCAGCUCAAUGGCCAUGCUCACACAUAAGCCAAUGGCUCACCUGUGCAAGAAGCUUUGGGAAUGAAGCCAAUAGUGCAGAUUGUGCUCUCUCCCAAGAUCCCAGCUUUGCUCCUCAUCCACCGUUUAUUCUGGCUUCCUAUGUCACCACCACCAAUGACUGCCACACCCAGCAAGAGCAUUCUCCUCCCUAUCACAGCCUUCAGAAGAUGGAGGAUGCUGCCGUGCUCACCCAAUGGCUAUGGAGGUCCAAGGAUUGAGCAGUGACAUUGUAUCUGGCGGCAUUGCCUCUGCAGGACCACGCGGUCUUGUUAGAGGGUGAUGCCUCCCUCCUCUCCUUGCCAUAGAUGCCAUGUUGGCUUUGCUACCUUCAUCCCAAUGGGGAACCAUUUGGGCACAUGAGCCUACGUUCUUCACCACACCUCCUCUUUCAGAUCUAAACCCACUUCCUGAGAUGAGCCUUGCUCCAGAUAAUGCCUAACACAUCUCAAGACGUGAUGUGUUCCCAUUGCUGGGGCUGCAGUCUCUGCACAUCUUAUUAGGUGGAAGUCCAUCAAGUCCAGCCCUGGACACACUCUGAACAACUCUAGGGAAGAUGACUCCAUCAUCUCCCUGGUUGUAAUAGAAGGACCACUGGGAGGCAGGACAGCCUACUUCAUGGACAGCAGGGCUAGGAGGCAGAGGGAGCAGUGCUGCUGCAUCUCCCCUUCCAUUUCCUAUAGCUGUGACAUAUGGGUAUGGUUCAGACUCCACACCAGAAAAUAAACUCCUAUAAUCUUGUUGAAAAAAAACACCUCUUUCUGCUCAGGUGAGGGUUCUGGCUCUUAUUUCUUCAGGUGUUUCUCCUUUGCAGGAUACCAUGGUGGGGUAUUGGAAUGGGCUGCCCAGGGGGGAGGUGGGGUCACCACCACCAUUGCUGAGGGUGUUCCAGAACCGUGUGGCUGUGGCACUGAGAGAUGUGGUUAGUGGGCAUGGAGGAGAUGGGCUGAUGAUAACACUAGGUGAUCUUAGAGGCCUUUUCCAGUCUUGAUUCUUUGAUUCUAUGGCCACCAGUGGGGCAUAAAGUGGGGAAACCCCAGGCAGGUUGUGAGGGGGACUUGUCUGCUGCUCAUUCACCUU
Messenger RNA from Lagopus muta (rock ptarmigan), 2705 nucleotides. It is a transcript of the gene TNFRSF13C, whose product is annotated as TNF receptor superfamily member 13C. Gene Ontology annotation, biological process: tumor necrosis factor-mediated signaling pathway; B cell costimulation; positive regulation of T cell proliferation. Lineage: Eukaryota; Metazoa; Chordata; Aves; Galliformes; Phasianidae. The record is from RefSeq and is a predicted model, not a curated record. Gene Ontology annotation, molecular function: signaling receptor activity. The coding region runs from base 84 to 737 and encodes 217 amino acids. The transcript is spliced from 3 exons. Gene Ontology annotation, cellular component: external side of plasma membrane.